Molecule: messenger RNA, 663 nt
Organism: Hydra vulgaris (swiftwater hydra)
Lineage: Eukaryota; Metazoa; Cnidaria; Hydrozoa; Anthoathecata; Hydridae
Product: cysteine and glycine-rich protein 2
Biological process (GO): muscle tissue development; sarcomere organization
Cellular component (GO): nucleus; cytoplasm; Z disc
Molecular function (GO): structural constituent of muscle; actinin binding
Source: RefSeq, a predicted model, not a curated record
AAAAGCUGAGUGUAUUGUGAUUACAAUUUUUAGAGAUGUCGGUCUACGAAAAUCCUAAUUGUGGUCGUUGUGGAAAGAAAGUUUAUCAUGCGGAGCGAAUGGCUGGUGGGGAUACCUACUGGCACAAAGUUGGAUGUUAUACUUGUAAAGUAUGCAACGUUAGGUUAUCUUCAACUACAGUAGCCGAAGCCAAUGACGAGCACGAAAUAUACUGUAAGUCAUGUUACGGUAAACUAAGAGGUCCUAAAGGAUACGGUUAUGGCGCAGGGGCUGGAACUUUAAGUAUGGACUCUGGUGGUAAAUACGAAAGUCAUACUGGGCCUCUUGUAUCAAGUGAUUCGCAGAUUUAUUUUGGGGGAAAUAAAUGCCCAAGAUGCGGUGGCUCUGUUUAUCAUGCAGAAGAAGUCAUAGGAGCUGGAUGUUCUUGGCAUCGACAUUGCUUUAGUUGCUUUAUUUGUAAAAAGAAGCUGGAUUCUACAAACUGCCAAGAAAAUGAUGGUCAAAUUUACUGCAAAUCGUGUUACGGUAACCAAUUUGGACCAAAAGGCUACGGAUAUGGUGGAGGAAGUGGAGUUUUAACACACACUACUUAGAUCAAUUUUUUAAAGAAAUAAACAUUACCGUUGUAUUAUAAAAUAUUUCCAAUAUAUGAUAUUUAUAACA